This is a messenger RNA of Williopsis jadinii, 714 nucleotides long. RefSeq names its product dolichyldiphosphatase (gene CAX4). The coding region runs from base 1 to 714 and encodes 237 amino acids. Gene Ontology annotation, molecular function: sphingosine-1-phosphate phosphatase activity. Lineage: Eukaryota; Fungi; Ascomycota; Saccharomycetes; Phaffomycetales; Wickerhamomycetaceae. The record is from RefSeq and is a predicted model, not a curated record. The transcript has a single exon.
AUGGAGACGCUACAAAAGACGCCGGUUCCAUUCGAUGACACCUACGUUCUCUACGAUCCCACAGACCCGCUGUCCUUUAUCUGUGCGGGUUUAUCGCUGUUGCCCAUCGGCAUCCUGUGCUUCUACCUCUCGUGGUUCAUUGUGACGAGGGAAUUGGAACCGUGUAUCAUGGCAUGUGGACAAGUAUUCAACGACGUGUUGAAUAACAUCGUGAAGAACCAUGUGAAGCACCCAAGACCAAGGGUGUUCGAAGGGUUCCAGCAGAACGGGCUAAGGUCCGGGUACGGUAUGCCUAGUGCGCAUGCGCAGUUCAUGGGCUUCUUCUUCACGUACUUGACACUUCGACUAUGGUUACAAUGGAGAGGCCUGACCACCACGAGAAGGCUCUGCGGCACGCUGGCCUUAGCGACGGUGUCGUGCAGUGUGAUAUUCGCACGGGUGUAUCUUCACUACCAUAGCGUUCCACAAGUUGUUGUUGGCACAUGCAUCGGUUCCUCACUUGGUGUCACCUUCUUCUUCAUCGGCACCAUGGCUCGCACCACGGGUCUCACCAAUUGGGUGCUCUCAUGGUCAAUCAGCGAUUUCUUGAGCCUGAAGGAUACAUGCUUCUUCCAGCCUGAAUCGCUAGCUGAACAACGCAACCAAUGGCUUAACAGAAGACAGCAGCAACUACAACACCCAUCAUCAUCUUCUUCUUCAUCAAAGGUUGAGUGA